UAAUGUUAGGAAUGGUGAGGGAAAGAGGGCAAUUGAUUUGAAUACUAAGGUUAAGAUCAUUACUUCCUCAGGUGAAUCUUCAUCAGAGGAAGAGGAAUUUGGGCAAAUUCUAUCAACGGCAAAUUCAAAUGAAGCUAGCUCUGGAAAACCUCUAAGAAACAAAGGGGAAGCUAAAAUCCAUAAAAAAAAUGAAGAAAAAAUGAUCAAGCAAAAUUUUGUAAUAUCUAAACUCAUAAUUCUAAUAUUUGUGCUAUCUUUGGCAGGGGCAGGACUUCACUGAUAUGAGAAAGAUUAAUUAGAAUAUAAAGCUGAUGUAGCCUCACUAUUGAUUCUUCAAUUAAUUUCUCUCUGGAAUACAUCAAAACCCUAACUAACCAAAACGAGGAAUCUGAGGAGAACAUCAAGCUUGUUGGUGCCUACUUCAAUGCGCUUGAAAAUAACAAGCUGUUCUAAAACAAGAGGUUCUUUGGACUCCGAAGAAGGAACAGCUAGACAGGAUCCAAAACAUGCUGCUGGAAGAGCAACGUGCUGCUGAAAACAUGAGCUAUAUUAAAAAAGCAGCUGAUAUGGGGAAAGAGGCAUAUGAACAAUUAGG
Moneuplotes crassus is the source of this 595-nucleotide messenger RNA. The record is from the annotation of a GenBank genome assembly. NCBI's taxonomy places the organism in Eukaryota, Ciliophora, Spirotrichea, Euplotida, Euplotidae.